Molecule: messenger RNA, 851 nt
Organism: Sinocyclocheilus rhinocerous
Lineage: Eukaryota; Metazoa; Chordata; Actinopteri; Cypriniformes; Cyprinidae
Product: metaxin-2-like
Exons: 5
Coding region: 1-456 (151 amino acids)
Biological process (GO): mitochondrion organization
Cellular component (GO): cytoplasm; SAM complex
Source: RefSeq, a predicted model, not a curated record
AUGAUUGAUUUGUAUAUCCAGUGGUGUGAUGACUAUACUGCUACAGAGAUCUCUAGGCCACGAUACAGUAGUCCCUAUUCUUGGCCCCUCAAUCACAUUCUGGCCUAUCAGAAGCAGUGGGAGGUACGGAGGAAGAUGAAUGCAAUUGGAUGGUCUGGAAAGAGUCUGGAGCAGGUGUAUGAAGAUGUGAGUCAGUGCUGCCAGGCCUUGUCACAGCGAUUGGGAACACAGCCCUACUUUUUCAACAAACAGCCAACUGAACUAGAUGCUCUAGUGUUUGGUCAUCUUUUCACCAUACUCACCACACAACUGACCAACGACGAGCUUGCCGAAAAGGUUAAAUCCUACACCAACCUGCUUUCCUUCUGCCAUCGUAUUGAACAGGCUUACUUUAAGGAGCACGACCGAGAGAGCCAGUCGGGGUCCUCGCGCCAUUCCAAAGGCUCACUACCCUGAGCACCUCACUUUGCCCAACAUUUCUCACUCCUCUGAUCUGAAGUGAUUGAUCUGGCUGAAAUGAUUGAUGUCUUUAAUGUCCUAUGUGCAUUAAAAGAUUGUUAGUUCUGUUGAGGCUAAACCAUAUUUAUAGAUCAGUAGGAUGGAGAAAGGGCCAUUAUAUAAAAGUUUGUGAAUAUUUCAAGUGUUCCCAACACAAUUCCAAACUACUUCUUUGCCUGUUCACAAUGCCAUACCAGGAACCUGCCUGCUGCAACAGUAGAAUUAGAUCUCUUAUAUAAAAAUGUAGUUGACGUAAAUCUUUUUUUCCACUGUGUGAUGCCUUUGUCUAAAAUGAUGUGUACAUGGAAAGUGCCUACACUAUGAAGUAUAAUAAACUUCAAGUUUAGACUCAA